UGAAAGACCUUUAGCUUGUAGAUCACAGUUCAUGAAAGUAAAUCUCGCUAUUGGCUGUUUCUGACAAUGACACGGUUUAUUGGGCUGAAGCGAGGAUUCUUAUGAACUUCACAAACAUCCUGUUGUGAAAAACACUGUACAGUCUUCAGGAGCGAAACAACACUCUGUCCGUUUGAUUUGAAGUCAUGACAAUUACACCAGUCCGUGAUCUGAGGAGGAUCUUACCUAAGACGUAUGAUCACAGGAGACAGGUCCUGUCGGAGAUCUCUACGGUUUUGUCUCAGCAUCAGUACCUGCAGCCAGUGCUGGACAGAUAUGUCUUUAAUGAUGGCAAAGCGAGGACCUUGGUCAGUUUGACUGGAACUAUUGAAGUGUUUUAUGAAGGGAAACGCUACAAUAUUCCAGUGAGAUUGUGGCUGAAGGAAAGUUAUCCACGCACUGCGCCCAUCUGCUUUGUGAAGCCCACACCGGAGAUGGUGAUCGUGACCAGCAGACAUGUCAACAGCAAUGGAGAAAUCCUGAUGCCUUACCUGGACGAGUGGAGACAUACUCAGUGUGACCUGCACAGCUUGAUUCAGGUUAUGAAGGCCGUGUUUAGUGAAGUUCCUCCUCUGCGUUUGCGUCUUUACCCAGAAGAUUCAGGUUCCGCUUAUCAGAAAUGCUCAGUUGAGGAAAUCUCACAUGUGACGCUGGACAGAAAGGACGAUCUUCCUUUCUCCGAACAUAAUGAAACCGUCUGUUAGCUUGCUAGAUGUAUUUACAAUUUGAUUUUACAGUUUGUACAUAUAGUUUCUUGUUAAAGUAGACACUUGCAUGUUUGUUUAAAAACAAUAAUUAUGAAUGUUAAAUUUGAGCAGCAUGAAUGUAAAUACUCCAUCUUUUUGUACAUUCUAUGUAAAUAUGAAGCAGUGUUUUCCUGAUACAUGCUCAGUUUAUUCUCAGUCAGUGUUUUUUCAUUUAUUCAUAUUUUGACCUGUAUCAUAUCCUAAAUAUCCCUAGAUAUCAUAUCCCUGUAUCAUAUUUAAUCUUCCUAAAUAUGUAAAUAUGCAGAUAUAAACAGUGGUAAACAAAGAUCCCACAGCAGAUAAACAACAAUAAUCAAUCAUCGUCAUAUUCAUACUCAAAUUUUAUAUUAAAAAAGACUCUUUAAAAAUUA
Molecule: messenger RNA, 1156 nt
Organism: Onychostoma macrolepis
Lineage: Eukaryota; Metazoa; Chordata; Actinopteri; Cypriniformes; Cyprinidae
Exons: 6
Coding region: 186-743 (185 amino acids)
Biological process (GO): protein transport; protein modification process; endosome to lysosome transport
Cellular component (GO): ESCRT I complex
Molecular function (GO): ubiquitin binding
Source: RefSeq, a predicted model, not a curated record